GCAGGUGAAGAAUGUCGAUCCAUUGUUUUCAAAGAACCACUACAGGGCAAAGUCAUAGAGGGGCACUUAAUCAGGCUUGUAGAGGUACCCCACCAAGGGAGAUGUAACGUGCUGUGCUAUAUGGAGCCCAAUUGUGUGUCCAUAAAUUUGGGGCCUUCGCAAGGAGGCAACUACAUUUGUGAGUUAAACAAUGCUUCGGACGAAAGUCCAGGCGCAUCCGUCCUUCAGAGUAAACAAGAUUAUACUCAUUUAAGCAUCGAGGUAAAGUGAAUUAUUUCAGACGGCGAACAAUUCUUGUGGGCGAUAAUUUUGUGGGAUCACUUCUCAAGCGAUCCCUGCAAUCCUUGUUUUGAAUUAAGGUGAUUCUUCAGUGUUGUACCGGGCAUCACGUGAAACUUUUUGACCCGAUUUUGUAUGAGAUUGAGUGAUUUUUCCACAGAUUAUAUAUUACAUUGUUCCAUAAGUCCUAUCGACUCUAUACCUAUCGCUCGAGUGUUUCAGUUUAACGUUCGUUUAAAACUACCUCAAAAUAUACUGUGAACCGAUGAAAUAACGCAUGUGAUUAGUACCAAUACGGGAAUGAAUUGGGUGACAUUGGCCGUUCAUAUCCGUUUGGUGACCUAUCUUUUGUGUGGUUGUACCAAUGCAGGAAUGAAUGGGGUAAGAUUAGCCCAUCAUAUCUCUUUGGUGACCUAUCUUUUGCAUGGUAGUUUUCGAAACAGAGAUAAGUAAUGAACACUUUGGGAAAAUAAGGAAUCACCUGAACAAGGGAGAAUACCAAAGCUACGGUACACCAGUGGUGUCCUCUGUACAACGUUAAAACGAGAAAAUUCCAAUACGGAAAUGGAUGGGGUGACAUUGGCCUAUCAUAUCUCUUUGGUGACCUAUCUUGUGUUUGGUAGUACCAAUACGGGAAUAAAUGCUAACAGGCACCAGUGGUUUAUCUGUACAGCGUUAAAACGAGAAAAAUCAAAGAACCCGUGGCUAAAAAGAAUAGGAGCCAUUCUAAAUAAAUCAACCACUACUCGACCAACGAAAUAUCCAGUAACUCGAUCGACUGAUUUUCUGGUUUACUGAUCAACAAGUGUAACUGAUUCUAGUCUUCACUUGAUCAAAAAGCAUGAAGAAGUUAUCACUCCAGCAAGACUGUGUUACUUUAGAAUAAAUAAUAACUAACCAUAGACAUUUAUAAUACGCAGUCCUUUUGUCUUGAACAGAAUCCAUGCAGCAGCAGUCCUUGUUUCAACAAUGGAACUUGUCAUGCUGGAUACACCGAUAAAGGAUUUCGUUGCAAAUGUCCUUCAGGGUUCACUGGCGCAUACUGCAAUAAAAGUAAUUGAGUACAAACCUGUAAAGUUAACUCAAUACCAAAUGUAACCAUAGGGUAUUCUGGGGGAUAAAAAAUUCCGUAUUUUUUCUUUUUUUCUAUUGUAGCCUGCAGCUUUGACUUUGAAGAUGGAAUCGGUGGAUGGGAAAUGACAGGCACAGCUUUCAUUUAUCAACCAACAUUUGGUGACAAUCCAGCAGCACGCUACAGAGAAAGCGCCCAGCAACAAGGGGACUGGUGGAUAGGGGGAGCUGAGAAUCGACCCGGCGAAAGCGAUCCAGCAGGAUGGCAGCACCCAGAUGGGGCCGAUCCACCCCAAGGAACUCUCAUUUCUCCUUGUUUCCGUAUCGUUGGCAAGAAUAUCUCGUUUCUCAUCGGUGGAGGAUGUAACAUAAGUGAUAUUCGUGCGGAACUUAUUGUCAAAAACCAGGUGAGAUUAUUCACUUUGACCAUUAUGUUUCCUUUGAUUCUAAUGAAGCAGUUUAGGUAG
Messenger RNA from Pocillopora meandrina, 1817 nucleotides. The record is from the annotation of a GenBank genome assembly. Lineage: Eukaryota; Metazoa; Cnidaria; Anthozoa; Scleractinia; Pocilloporidae.